This is a messenger RNA of Plasmodium yoelii, 1722 nucleotides long. RefSeq names its product conserved protein, unknown function. NCBI's taxonomy places the organism in Eukaryota, Apicomplexa, Aconoidasida, Haemosporida, Plasmodiidae. Gene Ontology annotation, cellular component: preribosome, small subunit precursor; nucleus; cytosol. Bases 1 to 1722 code for a protein of 573 amino acids. The transcript has 4 exons. Gene Ontology annotation, biological process: ribosomal small subunit biogenesis; ribosomal small subunit export from nucleus. The record is from RefSeq and is a predicted model, not a curated record.
AUGAUGAAAAAUAAAAACAAAAACAAAAAGGUAUCUUUUUAUGAGCCAAGUAUUAAUAAGAAUGCCGAAGAAAAUGAAAAACAUGAAUUUAGUGAAACCCUUUUUGAAAAUGAAGAUGAUAAUGAUAUAAAUUUUUAUUCGAAUGAUAUCAGCGAUGAAGAUAUGUCAUAUAUGCUAAAAAAAUUUAAUCCCUUAGAUUUUGGUAUUAAAGAUAAAUUAACAGAAAGUGAAAAAAAAAUUAUUAUUCGCGAAAUUUUUGGAAGAACAUGUCCAAAUAAUUCGUCAGAACGUAAGGAAAACGAUAAAAACGAUAAAAAUGAUAAAAACGAUAAGAACGAAGAAAAAAAUGUUAAAGUUAAAAAAGUUCGAAACAAUAUCAUAGUAAAAGAUUUCAGCGCUGAUGAUAAUGUCCAAAACGAUACAAAUCACGAUAAAAUUGGUGAAAAAAAAAAAAAAAAAAAUAAUGAUGAUAAUUUUUCAUAUUUAGAUGGAGAUUGUUAUUUUCCAAAUGAUGGAUAUGAUUAUGAACAACAUUUAAAACCUAUAAGUAAUAAUUUUGUAGAAAUAAAAACAAAAAGUGAAAAUAAAAGUUUUGAAAUAAAACCAACUGAUGAAGAAGAAAAGGAAUUAUUUAAAACAUUUGAAGCUGAUAAUUAUGAAGAACUAAAUGAUAAUUUUGUAUAUGAAGCUCAAAAUGUUGAAACGAUAGAAAAAUUACAUAUUGACAGUAAAUUAAUAUGGGGAAAUCCAGAAUCAUUUCUUUUUAUAUCCAAUAAUAAUUUAUCUUCUACACAAAUUGGAGACGAAAAUGAAGAUGAAGAUGAAGAAGUUAUUUCCGAUUUUGAAAAUGAUAACUAUGAUAUAUCAGGAAAAAGUAUUGAGAGUACUAAUACAAUAGUACAUGAUAACAAUAGUACUAAAUAUUUUCAAUUAGAUAAUGAUAAAGAAUUGUUAUGUGAAAAUACAAAAAAUUCUAAAACAAUCACUUUUGAUGAAAAAGUGAAUUCUAGUACUAAAAAUAAAAUAAAACCUGAAAAAAAUGAUGAUUCCAUAAAGUUAAGCGAUUUAAUAAAUUUGGAAUUAAAAAAAGUAGAUUCUACCAAAAAUGGGAUCACAAAUGGUAUCGCGAAUGAUAACGCGAAUGAAAUAAAACGAAUUAUGAAAAAAAAUAAAAAAAUAAAAAAUAAAAAUAAAAAUAAACAAAAUAUAGAAAAUAUUGUUAUAAAUAUAAAUGAUCAGGAUAAAGAAAAAAUACUUAAAAUUGUUGAUAUUCAAAAUGAUGAAAUAGUAGUAAAUUCUGAUAGUUCGAGUUCCUAUUCAUCUGAUGAUGAUUCACUUUCCUAUGAUUGCCAAACAAUUUUGACAACAAAAACAAAUACAACGAAUCAUCCAAGUAAAUUAAUAAUACCAAAAGAUAUAAAAUUUACUCAAAUUAUAAAUAAAAAAAUGCUUAACACAAAUUUUGAAACUAAGGAAAAACCAAAUGAUACUGUGAACAAGCUUGAGCGUUAUUUGGUCCUUGAUCAGAUCAAAACGAAGAGAGAUAAAAAUGAAACCCCAGAGGAAAAGCGAGAAAGAAAAAAAUCAGUUAAGGAAGCCCAGCGAUUGAAUAGGAAAUUAAAGAAAGAAAAUUCGCUAAUUAUGAAGAAUGAAAAGAAAUUAAUGAAUAAAAAUGUUAACCCAUUUGAUAUUAGAGACAAUGUAAAAUAUAUUAAAUUGUAA